Molecule: messenger RNA, 252 nt
Organism: Candidozyma auris
Lineage: Eukaryota; Fungi; Ascomycota; Pichiomycetes; Serinales; Metschnikowiaceae
Exons: 1
Coding region: 1-252 (83 amino acids)
Source: RefSeq, a predicted model, not a curated record
AUGAUCUGCCCAUUGUGCUGCAGUUCGUUACGUCAGAACUUGCUUCUGCCUCCAGUGGCGCUUUUGGUGUGUCCCAACGAGCUGUGUGUGUACCCACUCAACUUGAACCCUGAGGAAUUGGCCAGAAAACAGUUGGUGGUGAGAACAGACGAGGAGAAGAUUUUGAAGCUCAUGCAGAAGAAGAUGGACGAAGCUGGCGUGGAGAAGAAAGUUAGCGACUUCAUUGUGAGGCCGGGAACACGGCAAGCUUAG